AGCUAAUUAGGUCUAACAAAGAACAACAGUUAUAUAAAUGAUGGCUAGGGUGGCUAGAGGGCUGUUGUUUGAACUUUUGGGACAAUCAGUUGGUGAUCCCUUUGUGGAUGAGGAUGAUGUUCCUGUUGUAAUCAGGUCCUGGCAAGCACCAAAAUUCCUCAUAACUGCAAUGCACAUAAAAGGGCAUGUCUCAAGCAUAAAUGUGUUGGGUAUUACAGAAGUUCAGGAGCUUCUUGCUGCUGGAGGUUAUAAUACACCAAGAACAGUGCAUGUAGUCAUAGCACAUCUAGCUUGCCGUCUAACUCGGUGGGAUGAUAGGUAAUUGAACUUUUAACUUUCAUCUAUAAUUCAGCUAUGUAAUUCUCCUAGAUUCCUGUGAAUGUGUGAUUGGUGCCAGUGCCACUUCGUGUUUGUUGUUUCUGAUCUUGCUCUGAGAAAGGUAUAUUGACUUAAGUUAUCACAUAUCCAGACAUUAAACAAGGCCUUCUUAUGUUAAAUCAACUCUUGCUUAUAGU
Messenger RNA from Rubroshorea leprosula, 515 nucleotides. The record is from the annotation of a GenBank genome assembly. Lineage: Eukaryota; Viridiplantae; Streptophyta; Magnoliopsida; Malvales; Dipterocarpaceae.